Molecule: messenger RNA, 3558 nt
Organism: Plasmodium gonderi
Lineage: Eukaryota; Apicomplexa; Aconoidasida; Haemosporida; Plasmodiidae
Exons: 1
Coding region: 1-3558 (1185 amino acids)
Source: RefSeq, a predicted model, not a curated record
AUGAAGUCAAAAAGAAGGAAAGAUAAAAUUAAUUAUCAUGAGGAAAUAUAUACGUAUAAAAAUGACGAAAAAUAUGAUGAGGAUGUUUUAGAUAUAGAUAACAAGGUGCUAAAGGUCCCCAAUAAAAAUGGAAGUGUGCUGCGGAAAGUAAACAUAUUCUCAAAUCGAUGGUGUGGAAAAAAAAGUCCCAUUAAAAAGGAAAGAAAAAAUGAUAAGGGGGGAAGAAGAAACCAUAUGGACAGGGUAACUACAAAUAUUGUGAAUGACAUGAAAUACAUGUACAUAUUAAUUUGUGGCGAUAAAAACAGCGGAAAAACCACCUUCUUAAAUUGUAUAAGUUGUGUGGAAAAUUUUAAAGAUCGAUACGAUAAGGACUGCGCAGGGGGUAGCCAUGAUGAUAGAGUCAUCGUUCUCGAUGAUGUUAAGGAUGGCAUUAAGGAUGGCAUUAAGGAUGGCGUUAAGGAUGACAUUAAGGAUGACAUUAAGGAUGGCAUUAAGGAUGGCAUUAAGGAUGGCGUUAAGGAUGACAUUAAGGAUGACAUUAAGGAUGACAUUAAGGAUGGCAUUAAGGAUGGCGUUAAGGAUGACAUUAAGGAUGACAUUAAGGAUGACAUUAAUGGUGGAUAUAGAGGUAGCUAUAAUGAUGACAUUAAGGAAGGCGUUACGGAUGACGUCUGCGAUGACAAUGAGAUUAGUAAGGGAAGAACCCAUUGGAGAAUUGGCUUGUCUAGUGAAAAAACAGGGAAAAGGAGGAGGAAAAAAAUAAUAUGGAAUUACAAUAAGUUGGAGCUUCUAUCCUAUAUACCAAUCAUAUUCUCAAAGCUAACAAAUAGAAACUAUGAUGUGUUGAAAAAAAAAUUUAAGAAAAAUUUUCUAGACACGGAUAUAUGUGAAGCAUCUAUUUUUUUAACGCGAGAAGAUUUGGAUUUUAUUAAUUACGAGUUCAGUUUAGGAACAGGAUUGGCCACCAAUAAUUUCGACUACCUAAAAAUAAAUUUCUGUGAGUACGGAGAUGAUUUAUUUCGUAAAAUAACAGGGUAUUAUGAAAUGUUCAAUUGUGUUGGGGUAAGACGAAUGUGGAGAAAUGCCAAUGACAUAAUGAAUGGUACAUUGAAUAAUGAAAAAUUCUGCGAAUGCGAUAAAAUAAUUGGAAAAGAAGAACCUUAUCAGGGAAAAAGGACACAGAAUAAAUCAGACUCAAGGACUAUCAUUAAUAUCAUAGAAAGUGCAUUACUAAGAAUUAAAGAAACAAAGUACAUAAGUUAUUUCAUCAAUUUAAGGAGAUCAUUUUUUUUGGUAAAAUCGAGUGUGCAUAUGUAUAAAAUUUUAAUGGGAAAAAUGUGCACGAAUAGACAUAAAAAAGUAGUAAAAUUUGAUCUUAAUAAAAUGAUAAAAGAAUAUACCAAUGAGGGUAAAGUUCCAUAUAAAUUGUUGAACGCGACAAGGUGUACGUUUAAAAGUGCUAACCGUAAUCCAUGCAUAUAUCUUUUAAAGAAGAAGAAAAAUAUUUUCAUUACUAUAAAUGAGGAACAUUUGAUGAAUACAGUAAAAUAUUUAAAUAUCAUAAAUGAUUUAAACAAUUAUAACAGGAUGGACGUUCUUUUUGUGGCUAGUCGUGCAUUCGAUUUUGAGAAGCUAAGCAAAAAAUUUCAUAUAUAUUUUAACUUAAGUUACAAUUUGAAAAUCAUGAAUGUAAUUUUUACAAAUAUGGAGUAUGGGGAUAAGAAUGAGACAUGCAUGGCUAGAAGGAGCGGUAUGAGUGGAAGUAUCACCAUACCCCAAGACCCUAUUUAUCACUUUUUAAAAAAAUGUGUUAAUCGAAAAUGGAGAGUUUGUAAUUGUAAGAGAAAAAGAAAUAAAAUAACUACAAAAAGGAAUCAAUGUGGUGACAUAAUUUUCAAAUAUUAUUCUAAAAAAAAAUUAAGACGCAGGAGGAAUAGUUACACAGAAGAACAUAAGCAAAAUAGUAAGAAAAAGUGCAGCAAUGUUAAAAAUAACAUCUGUGAUGUGGAUUGUAGUGAAAGCAAUGACAAACAUUGUUGCGGUAAUGCGGAUGAAGAAGAAAAAAAAAGACUAGGGGUGAUGAGAAACCUUUCCUUUUUAUUAGAAGAAAAACGAGAAAUUGAGAGUUUUUUUAAAAUAUUUUACGAUGAAUACAUAUAUAGGAAUAAAAAUCGAGUAUAUGUAAAAAAAUUGGUUCAAGAACAUUUUGACAUAUGUUUUUUGUUUAUGAAAUUUUGUUUUUAUUAUUUUUAUCACGUUCAAAAGAAUAAUGAAUGUAUGGGAGUUCGUAAGCUAAAUAUUUAUAAAUUUGUUUACUUAAAACAAAUUGAAAUAGUUAAAAAGGAUAAUAACCUUUCGCAUUACAACAUUUGUGUACCUUCGUGUGUGUACAUUUUUAUAAAUUUGCUGAAAAUGAAUUAUCAGUGUUAUCCAUUUCGAUCCCUAAAGGAACACAAAAUGUUUUUCCUACUCAAUUACCUGUUUUAUGCUGUUAUUUAUUACAAAUUACAAAGAAAAAACUACGAUUUUUACAGUUGCAAAGUAUUAGCAAAUCAUAUCUGCUACUUCACUCGUGACACGAUAAUUAAUGCAUUGGUCGAUCUAUUUGAAAAUAAAAAGCAAGAGAGUGAAAUAAAUUUUAAUUAUAGUACUUUUAAAGAAACAAAAGAAGAGAAACUUAAAAAAAAAAAAAAAACAUUGUUACGUCCACACGAUAGAAAAUAUCGAAAAAAUAUAAAAAUUUUAAAAAAUAUAAUUAACAGAAUGGAUAUAAAUAUACACCCAUUUAUUAUAAUAAAUAAUAUUAAAACUGAUUGGACAUAUUUAAAAAAUUACAUGAUAAAAUCAAACAUGUGUUCGUACUAUGAUGGGUCUACUUAUAUAUACCCCAAUAUAGAAUUUCAGAUUGUGCUAAAUUUUAAUCCAUAUUAUAACAGCGCAAAUAUAGGACCCUUGGGGAAAGGAGUAAUACAUACAAGCAAAUGUGCCAUAUGUUUUUCACCCAUUCGUAACGUUCACUUUAAGGACAAAAUAAGAAAAAGAUAUAUUUUGCACUUCCCUUUUACACACAGGUUAUUAAAAUACUUCAUUGAAAAUAUCCCCCAUGGAAAGGAUAAGCAAAUGGGCAAUUAUCAUUUUUUAUUACAGUUAUUGUGUAUACGAUUUUUUAAAAUACUUAAAAAAUUGUUGAUGUAUUACUAUACGGAUGAUCAAGUGAAUUACAAAUUAAAGGUUAGCCACAUUUUUGUUUUGCUAAAUUAUGUCAUGGAUAUAUAUUAUCUAAUGGCUUAUGAAAAUAUAUGUUUUUAUACAUCCAAGGGAAAAGACUUUGUCCUUUCGAACGAUUUCGAUGUUUCCAAUGAACAUAAGGAAAUCAAUUUUACGGAAAAAAAAAGAAAAAUUAUCUUUAACAUUUAUCAAAAUUGUGCCUUGUUUAAUUCCGCCUACUUUUUCUGGGAAGAAAUGAAAUACGGGAAAAAAAAUGGCUUAAUGAAUAAACACCUUUCGAAUUUAAAAAAGGAUUUGUUCUUUUCAAUAUGGCUGAAGGAACAGUGA